Patiria miniata (bat star) is the source of this 1721-nucleotide messenger RNA. RefSeq names its product cytochrome c oxidase assembly factor 5-like. Bases 111 to 353 code for a protein of 80 amino acids. NCBI's taxonomy places the organism in Eukaryota, Metazoa, Echinodermata, Asteroidea, Valvatida, Asterinidae. Gene Ontology annotation, biological process: mitochondrial respiratory chain complex IV assembly. The record is from RefSeq and is a predicted model, not a curated record. The transcript is spliced from 3 exons. Gene Ontology annotation, cellular component: mitochondrion.
AAAAAAUUAUUUAGGAAAUUAAAGAUGGCAGCGCCCAUGUUGCGAUCUUCGUGAAUGCUGGACCUUAUAAUUUGCUCGCUUUUUAAAGUUUUCCCCUUGAAUAAAUCACCAUGCCGAAAUACUUUGAAGAUAAAGAAGAGUCUAAAAGACCAUGUUCUGGAGUACGGGAAGAUCUCAAGACGUGUCUUCUUGAAAGUGACUGCGUAAGAAUUGACAAGAAAACCCCCAAGGAAUGUUUACAGUCAGGUACAAAUGUUAAUGACAACUGCCGAGCACUACAGGUUGCCUUCUUUGAAUGCAAGAGAUCACUUUUGGACAACAGGACAAGAUUCCGAGGAAGGAAGGGCUACUGAACCACCAUGAAUAAUACUGAAGAUGGAGUUUGGAUGUCAACUCCAAGCAGCAAGAUCCAAGAACCAGUGUAUAGCCUGCUUCCAACUAUCAAUAUCUUGAGGAUUUGGACAGAUUGGUGCGAUAAUCCUCAUCCCUUAAAGCAAGCCUGUAACUUUGUGGAUUUAUAACUUUGUGUUUAAGUCUUAUAGAGAUUCAAAGAUGGAUGGAGUGAACACAAUACAAUUUGAAUUGCCUGAUUUGUCUUGUAUUUGAUCACUGAAUGAUGUGUAAUUCUGGUUUUGCAGAAUCUUUUCAUCUGAUUGAAGCAGAUUUCGAAAUCCAUAUGAAAACAUUUUUCCAUGGAGAGAAAAAGAUUGAGUAAUUGCAUUCCACUGGUCAGAAAAGAAAUAUUUUAUUUGGGUUUAUGGUACAGCAACUUUUGAGGAAAAAAGGUAGUUCUUUUUUUUUUCGUGAGAAUGCCAAAAGCUUUGACAUUAGACUUACACAUUUUUCCUUACACAUGUUACCAAGGUAAAUAUCCAAAUACGUGUACUCAAUCUUGAAGUGUGUUUAUCAAAUUAUAAGUUAUGGCAUGACUGGCACUGGUGCCUGAUGCAUCUAGGGUUGAUUUUAGCUUUGAGUUUUUAGGGGCGGAGAAAGAUGGGGAAGUGAGACCAUGAGAAGAUCGGAGAACUGCAUUUAAAGAACGUUUUUCUGUCUAGUUGUUUAUUGUACAAACAUUUCUGUAUGAAGAUACUGAACAGUUAAAGUUCGCUCGUACCCCCUGCCCUGCAAACAGGACGCUGGGAAGGGCUGAUCUCUUUGAGCUCUCAUUGGAUAGAUUUUGCGUGACCUGUGAUGUAGCAUGCAGCACUGCUGCUGUGUAUCACGUGUAACGCAUGCUAGCUGCAUGCAAAAGUCAUGUUAGGUUAACCAUAAUGCCAUCCGUACUUCCUUCACAAGAUUCUGUGAAGCGGCAUCAGCCCUUCCCAGCGCCCUUCCCGGCGCCCUUCCCGAGCGAACAGUUAUCUGUGCUGUGUUCAUUGUGAUUAUGACAUAUUCAAAUUUUCUUUGACAUUGAAUGAAAUUCAGAUUUUUUAUAGGAGAUAUGUUUUUAACUGUCCUGUGAUAGUCUGAAUUUUGGUCAAAAUUAACCUGCUUUGGAGAGUGUUAUUUGAGACAAAUAAAUCCAUAAGGAGAUGUUUAAAUUCAGCAAUACUGAUAUAUAUUGGUAGUUAUAUGAUUUAUUUUCAUUCCCAAUUCACAUUCAACCAAGUUAGUUGUGGACAAGAAUUUCUUACCGUUCCUUAUAUAUGUACCUUUGAUGUGAACAAAUAACAUUUUUAUUUACAAAUAAAAAAGUCACACUUGUGUUUGGUUUUGAUUUA